UGGGAUUUGUAGUCCGGCCGCUGUUGGGGGGGCUGGCGGCUCAUGCGCCGUGCACUGAGGCUUGUUUCACAUCUGUAACAACAGGAGGAGGCCCAGCCUCGUGAUGAGGAAUAGCAAGGAGAGACUUAAGCUCCAGUUUAAAAACCUGCAAACCCUGAGCCCACUCCUGCUUUUAUAAGGACUCCAGCUUUCCCGUGUGGCCAGAAAUGUUCAGCCUCGACUCAUUCAGAAAAGAUCGGACCCAACACAGACAGCGUCAGUGCAAGCUUCCACCACCCCGCCUCCCCCCCAUGUGUGUCACCCCCACCCCUGGAGGGACCAUCUCUCGAGCUUCUAGGGACCUGUUAAAAGAGUUUCCACAGCCCAAAAACCUUCUCAACAGUGUGAUCGGAAGAGCCCUCGGCAUCUCACAUGCCAAAGACAAACUAGUCUAUGUGCACACGAACGGACCGAAGAAAAAGAAAGUUACCUUGCACAUAAAGUGGCCCAAAAGCGUGGAGGUGGAAGGCUAUGGCAGUAAGAAGAUCGAUGCUGAGCGGCAGGCUGCAGCUGCGGCCUGCCAGCUGUUCAAGGGCUGGGGGCUGCUGGGUCCCAGGAAUGAACUGUUCGAUGCUGCAAAGUACCGAGUGCUAGCUGACCGCUUUGGGUCCCCGGCUGACAGCUGGUGGCGUCCAGAACCCACCAUGCCUACCACGUCCUGGCGGCAGCUGAAUCCGGAGAGCAUGCGGCCGGUUGGCCCUGGGAGCCUGUCUCGUUCCAUGGGCCGGGAGGAAGAGGAGGAUGAGGAGGAAGAGCUGGAAGAGGGGACCAUCGAUGUCACAGAGUUCCUGUCCAUGACGCAGCAGGACUCCCAUACACCACUCCGGGACUCCAGGGGGGGUUCAUUUGAAAUGACAGAUGAUGACAGUGCUGUGAGGGCCCUGACCCAGUUUCCACUUCCCAAGAACCUUCUGGCCAAGGUGAUUCAGAUUGCAACAUCGUCAUCUACGGCUAAGAACCUCAUGCAGUUCCACACCGUGGGUACCAAGACCAAGCUAUCUACACUCACGCUACUCUGGCCCUGUCCCAUGACGUUUGUUGCCAAAGGGCGCCGCAAAGCAGAGGCUGAGAAUAAGGCAGCAGCUUUGGCCUGUAAAAAAUUGAAGAGCCUGGGCCUGGUAGACAGGAACAACGAACCACUCACCCAUGCCAUGUACAACCUGGCCUCUUUGAGGGAGCUGGGCGAGACCCAGCGCCGGCCAUGCACCAUCCAGGUGCCAGAGCCCAUUCUCCGCAAGAUAGAGACCUUCCUAAACCAUUACCCUGUGGAAAAUUCCUGGCUCUCACCUGAGCUCCGGCUGCAGAGUGAGGACCUUUUGCCCCUGGGCAAAGACUCGGGGCCGCUGAAUGACCCCAUCACUGGCAAGCCCUUUGUGCCUCUCACUGAGGCCGAGGAGGUACGCUUGAGCCAAAGCCUGCUAGAGCUGUGGCGGCGACGGGGGCCCAUCUGGCAGGAAGCGCCCCAGCUCCCUGUGGACCCUCACCGGGACACCAUCCUCAAUGCCAUUGAGCAGCAUCCCGUGGUGGUCAUCUCUGGUGACACAGGCUGUGGGAAGACAACGCGCAUCCCCCAGCUGCUGCUGGAACGCUAUGUGACCGAGGGCCGUGGGGCCCGCUGCAAUGUGAUCAUCACGCAGCCCCGCCGCAUCUCAGCUGUGUCUGUGGCACAGCGGGUCAGCCACGAACUGGGCCCUUCCUUGCGCCGGAAUGUGGGCUUUCAGGUGCGCCUGGAGAGCAAGCCCCCAGCGCGGGGCGGGGCUCUGCUCUUCUGCACCGUGGGCAUCCUGCUGCGCAAGCUGCAGAGCAACCCCAGCCUGGAGGGCGUGAGCCACGUCAUCGUGGACGAGGUCCAUGAGCGCGAUGUGAACACGGACUUCCUCCUCAUCCUGCUCAAGGGCCUGCAGCGGCUCAACCCUGCCCUGCGGCUAGUGCUCAUGAGCGCCACAGGCGACAAUGAGCGCUUUUCCCGUUACUUUGGUGGCUGCCCUGUCAUCAAGGUGCCUGGCUUCAUGUACCCUGUGAAGGAGCACUACCUGGAGGACAUCCUGGUCAAACUGGGCAAACACCAGUACCCACACCGACACCGGCACCAUGAGUCUGAGGAUGAAUGUGCCCUCGAUUUGGACCUCGUGACUGACCUGGUUCUGCAUAUUGAUGCCCAUGGAGAGCCAGGUGGGAUCCUGUGUUUCCUGCCCGGGUGGCAGGAGAUCAAGGGAGUGCAGCAGCGCCUGCAGGAGGCCCUGGGCAUUCACGAGAGCAAGUACCUCAUUCUGCCAGUGCACUCCAACAUCCCCAUGAUGGACCAGAAGGCCAUAUUCCAGCAGCCUCCAGUCGGGGUGCGCAAGAUUGUCCUGGCCACGAACAUUGCGGAGACCUCCAUCACGGUCAACGACAUUGUACAUGUAGUGGACAGCGGUCUGCAUAAGGAGGAGCGCUACGACCUCAAGACCAAGGUGUCCUGCCUGGAGACCGUGUGGGUGUCGAGAGCAAACGUGAUCCAGCGCCGAGGCCGGGCGGGCCGCUGCCAGUCAGGCUUCGCCUAUCACUUGUUCCCACGGAGCCGGCUGGAGAAGAUGGCCCCCUUCCAGGUGCCCGAGAUCCUGCGCACACCCCUGGAGAACCUGGUGCUGCAGGCCAAGAUCCACAUGCCUGAGAAGACGGCAGUGGAGUUCCUCUCCAAGGCCGUGGACAGCCCCAACAUCAAGGCAGUGGAUGAGGCUGUGAUCCUGCUCCAGGAGAUUGGUGUGCUAGACCAGCGCGAGUACCUGACCACCCUGGGCCAGCGCCUGGCCCACAUCUCCACGGACCCACGGCUGGCCAAGGCCAUAGUGCUGGCUGCCAUCUUCCGCUGCCUGCACCCGCUGCUGGUGGUGGUCUCCUGCCUCACCCGGGACCCCUUCAGCAGCAGCCUGCAGAACCGUGCAGAGGUAGACAAGGUGAAGGCACUGCUGAGCCAUGACAGUGGCAGUGACCAUCUGGCCUUUGUGCGUGCUGUGGCCGGCUGGGAGGAGGUGCUGCGCUGGCAGGACCGCACGUCGCGGGAGAACUACCUGGAGGAGAACCUGCUGUACGCACCCAGCCUGCGCUUCAUCCACGGGCUCAUCAAGCAGUUCUCUGAGAACAUCUACGAGGCCUUCCUGGUGGGAAAGCCCUCGGACUGCACGCUGCCCUCAGCACAGUGCAAUGAGUACAGUGAGGAGGAGGAGCUGGUGAAGGGUGUGCUCAUGGCCGGGCUGUACCCCAACCUCAUUCAGGUGCGGCAGGGCAAGGUGACCCGGCAGGGGAAGUUUAAGCCCAACAGUGUCACUUACAGGACCAAAUCUGGCAACAUCCUGCUGCACAAGUCGACCAUUAACAGGGAAGCCACGCGCUUAAGGAGCCGGUGGCUGACUUACUUCAUGGCCGUCAAGUCCAAUGGCAGCGUUUUUGUGCGGGACUCCUCCCAGGUGCACCCUCUAGCAGUGCUGCUCCUGACCGACGGGGACAUCCACGUCCGGGAUGAUGGACGACGUGCCACCGUCUCCCUAAGUGACAGUGACCUGUUGCGACUUGAGGGGGACUCAAGAACCGUGCGGCUGCUUCGGGAGCUGCGCCGGGCCCUGGGCCGCAUGGUAGAGCGCAGCCUGCGCAGUGAGCUGGCUGCGCUUCCGCCCAUUGUACAGCAGGAGCAUGGGCAGCUGCUUGCGCUGGUGGCAGAGCUGCUGCGAGGACCCUGUGGCAGCUUUGACGUGCGCAAGACAGCGGACGACUGAGCCCCUCUUCCGCUGGGGCUGUGUACAGAGUGCAAAUGUUUAUUUAAAAUAAAGUUCUAUUUAUCCCUUGUGA
Molecule: messenger RNA, 3864 nt
Organism: Octodon degus (degu)
Lineage: Eukaryota; Metazoa; Chordata; Mammalia; Rodentia; Octodontidae
Gene: Dhx30
Product: DExH-box helicase 30
Exons: 22
Coding region: 207-3791 (1194 amino acids)
Cellular component (GO): nucleus; intracellular anatomical structure; cytoplasm
Molecular function (GO): G-quadruplex RNA binding; DNA helicase activity; ATP binding
Source: RefSeq, a predicted model, not a curated record